Enterobius vermicularis (human pinworm) is the source of this 306-nucleotide messenger RNA. NCBI's taxonomy places the organism in Eukaryota, Metazoa, Nematoda, Chromadorea, Rhabditida, Oxyuridae. The record is from the annotation of a GenBank genome assembly.
AUGGUUAAUUUACCUCUCAUUUCAGAUAAGGCUGCGCUUCAGGACACCAAAAUUGCUGAGCUGAAGCCGAUAAGUUCGCCUCCAACGAUGUCAGUGAGACAUGAAAUAGAACGUCGGAAUUACGGCGAACACAUGCCACACAUGCCACCAUCACGCCACUUGGCCCAUCGAAAGAGCAGUAUACUUGUCGGGCAACGUUCGCUUGAAAUAAUUGAAGAGUCUGGGCAAAAAGAACCAACGUAUGUUUUCAAUACACAUUUAUUUCUUAUCAGUCUGAAAGCAGAUACGUUUGCUUGUAAUUACUGA